GGACAUUCGUGUGUUGAGCAUUCUUGUGUCGUACAUUACGUUGUUGUACAUUGAUGGCUCCUUGUGAAAAAAAAUAUCAGUAUUCAAAAGAAUUAGAAUGUCGGCAAAAAUAUUUGCGUUUAGACCGUCGUCUAAAAGACUUCGGUUCUCGCAAGUUGUCUAUAGAAACAAAUCAAGUUUAGGCCUUUGGCAAGAAAACAUUAACACCAAAAUCAAAUUGGACAUAGAAGAGUGUUGGGCCAAGGAAGUUUUGAGUACACCAAGUAAAGAGGCAAAUGAAUACCAUUAUGUUCUGCCAAUGUUUCCUUACCCAUCAGGCAAUUUGCACAUGGGUCAUGUUCGAGUGUACUCUAUAUCAGAUACAAUUGCUAGAAUCCAAAAACUUAGUGGUAAAAAUGUAAUACACCCAAUUGGGUGGGAUGCAUUUGGGCUGCCAGCUGAAAAUGCAGCCUUAGAGCGUAAAAUUCAACCUGACAAAUGGACUAAAGCAAAUAUUAACUCUAUGAAGGAGCAACUGCUUAAAUUGGGUUAUGAAUUUGAUUGGGACAGAGAGUUUUCUACUUGCGAUCCAAAGUAUUAUAAGUGGACACAAUUUAUUUUCCUUAAACUAUUUGAAAAACGUCUAGCAUAUCAGAGUAAGGCUGAGGUCAAUUGGGAUCCUGUAGAUAAAACAGUGUUAGCUGAUGAACAAGUAGACGAUCUUGGUUGCUCGUGGAGAUCAGGUGCCAAAGUUGAGAAGAAAAGACUCACCCAAUGGUUCAUUAAAACAACUAAAUUUGCUAAACAGUUGUAUUACGGACUCAAGAGUGAGAAUCUUGAAAAUUGGGGAGACAUUGUAAACCUACAACAACAUUGGAUAGGAGAAUGUAAUGGAAUUGUAGUUACAUUUUCAAUUAUAAUAAAUGAUACAGUUAAAUACUUUGAUGUGUGGACAUCACAACCAUACAAAUUUAUACAUGGAAAGUUUAUAACAAUGAGCAAAGGUAAUAUUAUUGUAGAAGAUCUGCCUGAUACAGCAAAUAACCUGGUUUGUUAUAAUCCAAUCAGUGAUAUGACUAUUCCUGUUUAUAUUACUGAUGAUGUACAAUAUCCAGAAGGACGAGAUAUUUACUUAGCUUCACCUCAAUGGGAUGAAAAUGAUUCAGACUUAUCAAGAAGAUUGGGUGUGCCAGUUAUUAAGGAUGCCAAUAAAAUAAAUGUAGAAGCUGAAAAUAUAAUAGCUACUGAAAUAGCGCACAAGAAAAAUGUUGGAGGUCAUGCUGUUAGUUCGAAGCUUAAAGAUUGGCUCAUAUCUAGGCAAAGAUAUUGGGGAACACCUAUACCAAUAAUACACUGUAGUAAUUGUGGAACUGUUCCUGUACCACAUGAAGAAUUGCCAGUUACAUUGCCUGAAAUAAAUUCAUUAACAUUGGGUAUACAAACUCUGGCACAAACAGAAGAAUGGAUUAAUUGUAAAUGUCCAAAGUGCAAGUCUGAUGCAAAAAGGGAAACUGAUACCAUGGACACAUUUGUUGAUUCCUCAUGGUAUUACUACAGGUUUUUGGAUCCUCAUAACGAAAAAAUGCCUUUUGACAAGGAUAAACUAGUUGGGAGAACUCCAGUCAACAUUUACAUUGGAGGAAAGGAACAUGCAGUUCUUCAUUUAUAUUAUGCUCGUUUUAUGAGCUACUUUUUGAACUCUUUGGGGUGGACACCAACUGAAGAACCAUUUAAAAAAUUAGUAGUACAGGGAAUGGUUAUGGGACAAUCUUACAAAGUUAAAUCAUCUGGAAAAUAUAUCCCUGCUGGCAAUGUAGAGAAAAUAGGUAAAAAUUACAAAGAAAAGGAAACAGGUGAACAAGUUUCUGUGCAGUGGGAGAAAAUGAGUAAAUCUAAACACAAUGGAGAGAAUCCUGAAAAAUUAUUGGCCACUUAUGGAUGUGACACUGUUAGAUUGCUUAUGCUUGCAGAUGUGCCUCCAGCUACAAGCAGGCAUUGGUCUGAUGCUACUCUACCAGGUGUGGUAAACUGGCAACAUCGCCUAUGGCUUACAAUGAGAGAGUUUUUAACACAUAGGAACGAUGAUUCAUUGCAAACAAAGAAACUUCCUACAGAGUUAUUAAAUAGAUAUGAACAAAAACUAUGGGAUUCUAAGAAUUACUUUAUUGCAACAGCAACAUACCAUUUUAAACAUACCCAUAAACUUAGUGUAGGCAUUUCAAGACUACAAGCAUUGACCAGUGCUUUAAGGAACAAAGUGCCACCAAAAAUAAUAGCUACAAGCACUGAAUUUGAGCAGGCUUUAGCGUAUCUCAUUAUAAUGCUAUCACCUGUGACACCACACUUCAGCUCGGAGCUAUGGGCAGGUUUCGUGUCUGCCCCUCACAGAAUAACGUCACAAUUUGAUUGGGAUAAAGGUGUACUUGAACAGUCUUGGCCUACUGUGGAUGAUAAUUUUAAGUUAUCAUUCCAAUGCAAAGUUGAUGGUGCAGACAGAUGUGAUCUUAAAAUAAAAUCUAUUGAGUUGGAAAGUCUGAAGGAAGAAGAUGCUCUCCAUAUGGUACUAAAAGAUAAAUCCGUCGCCAAAUGGGUAGCUACAGGCAUCGCACGAACUCAAUACAGCGUUUACCCUGGCUGCAGAGCUAUAUUACAAAUAUUUACUAACAGGCAUCUAAAAAAACCAAAAUCGCAACAGCUAGAAGACGCUGUUAAACAAACGUAA
Molecule: messenger RNA, 2701 nt
Organism: Hyposmocoma kahamanoa
Lineage: Eukaryota; Metazoa; Arthropoda; Insecta; Lepidoptera; Cosmopterigidae
Gene: LeuRS-m
Product: probable leucine--tRNA ligase, mitochondrial
Exons: 6
Coding region: 98-2701 (867 amino acids)
Biological process (GO): leucyl-tRNA aminoacylation; mitochondrial translation
Cellular component (GO): mitochondrion
Molecular function (GO): leucine-tRNA ligase activity; aminoacyl-tRNA deacylase activity; ATP binding
Source: RefSeq, a predicted model, not a curated record